AUGGCGAUUUUCAAGCUUAAUCCCCAGAACGACUGCAACAUGCCUACGUGGAAAAGCGCAGAGAUGAAAAUUCUCAUCCUUGGAGACCAGUCGACUGAGACCUUCAAAGCACUGUGCAGCCCACAAGCUCUCAAAAGCUCUACCGUACAAGACUUUCUUACCCAGUGUAACCUUGCACUUCGUCGUGAACUUUCUUUGCUUCCCCGAUUCGACAAGGCACAAUUUCCCGAUCUACCAUUGCAUGUGGAUGCACUGCAAGACUGGGUACAGUGGGGAAGGACGCAUCCUGUUCUGCGACCUGUGUUGACAGCAGCCUCGCAAUGUGUGCAAAUACUUCAAUAUGCUGAUACCGAAGACAUCGACCUUUCAAAACAUUGCAUUCUAGGUUCUUGCACCGGCCUGCUCGUGGCUGCUGCUGCAACGGUUGGUCCAUAUCGAUCGUCUAAAUGGAUUCAAUUAGCUGUACACAUUGUCUGUGUAGCAUUCCGCAUCGGAGUUCAUACAACAGGUGUUGGCGAGCGCUUGACAAGCACCAACGAAAGUUGGUCCCGUACUAUUCAGGGAAAGCUUGACCCAGAAUUGCUCUCCAAAUUUCACGAAAUCGAGGGUAUCCCCUUACCACAUUUUGCGUAUGUUAGUGCUACGACCCCAAACUCAACGACAAUUUCCGGCCCUCCACAGACACUGAAGAGGUUUUUUGCCUCGGCAGUAUUCCAAGCAACAGGGCAGAAAUCUAUAUCAAUCCCCGUCUUUGCCCCGUACCAUGCCGCUCAUCUCCACCGAGAGGCUGAGAUAAACUGGAUCAUUGGGAUCGAUGAUCUGGUAAUUUAUCGCUCUUUUCAAAUUCUAGACUCGUCCUUGCCAUGA
Messenger RNA from Aspergillus tanneri, 867 nucleotides. RefSeq lists its product as uncharacterized. The coding region runs from base 1 to 867 and encodes 288 amino acids. The transcript has 3 exons. Lineage: Eukaryota; Fungi; Ascomycota; Eurotiomycetes; Eurotiales; Aspergillaceae. The record is from RefSeq and is a predicted model, not a curated record. Gene Ontology annotation, molecular function: transferase activity.